Colletotrichum acutatum is the source of this 1411-nucleotide messenger RNA. RefSeq lists its product as uncharacterized. The record is from RefSeq and is a predicted model, not a curated record. The coding region runs from base 147 to 1178 and encodes 343 amino acids. The transcript is spliced from 2 exons. Lineage: Eukaryota; Fungi; Ascomycota; Sordariomycetes; Glomerellales; Glomerellaceae.
GCGACAUGGCUAUAAAAGCCUUGGAGACCGGUGAACAGUCCUUUUGGUUCUGCUUGAUCUAUUGACGCCUCAAUUGCUGAGUUGUACGUUAAGCCGAUUCAGUUGAGAUCACCUCAGUUCCACAAUCCCCUUGCAAUAGUAUCACAAUGGUCGGUUCUAAAGACCUCCCACCAUCAACUCUGUCCUUUGGACGUGUCUUUUACAACAAUCAAUUCUGCGCCAAGCCACAAUGGCCUGCCCCGAGCACUAGUCUUUCCGGAGAAACCGCAAUCAUCACGGGCGGAAACACUGGCCUAGGCUAUGAAGCAGCCAUUCAACUGCUGGAUCUCGAGUUAUCCCGCUUGAUCCUAGCUGUACGCUCACUCGAGCGAGGCGAAGAAGCCGCGGCAAAGCUUCGUCGCAGAUAUCCCACUGCAACAAUCAGCGUACAACUCCUCGACAUGACGUCUUACGAGUCUGUCCAGGAUUUUGUGCGCCGCAUUGAUACCGACUUCGGUCGCAUCGACAUCGCUCUUCUCAAUGCCGGCGUGAUACGGAUGGACUAUACCAAGGUCCCCAGCACUGGCCACGAAGAGACUAUUCAAGUCAACUACCUGUCAACUAUGCUUCUCGCCAUACUCCUCCUUCCCGUUCUAAAGGCUAAAAGACAGAAGAACAGCGACCCGGCGCGUCUUACAAUCGUCAGCGCCGCUUUAACAUUGGCCGCCACGUUUCCCAACAGAGAUGCAGACCCUCUCCUCCCGUCCUUUGAUGAUGCUGAGGUCUUUGCCGCCCACAGCCGGGAGGCCUACAAUACGUCGAAGCUACUUGCUCACAUGUUUCUCUGGAAGCUGGUCGACUAUGUUUCGGCAGACGAUGUCAUUGUCAACCUUGCAGAUCCGGCGUGGUGCAAAGGCACAAACCUAGCCCGAGAUGCACAGGGCAUCAUGAAGUUGGGAGUCGCGGUAUUUGGAGCAGCGACUGGACGAACGCCACGAGUAGGUGCCUCUUGCUUUGUUGAUGCCAUUGUCAACAAAGGCAAAGAGUCUCAUGGAUGCUUCUUAAUGAGCUGGAAGAUUCAUCCGUUUGCCGCGUUUCUCUAUACCUCUGAGGGUAGCGCUGUUAUAGAUCGUCUUUGGAACGAGACACUAGAAGAGCUGGACUUUGCGGGCGUUAGAUCCGUCUUGAAAGCAUUGUAGAUCGUACUUGGGCUCCUUUUACUUCUUCCGGAAACUUCAUUGUCGCGUGUCAUUGUGAGUGAGCUUUCAGGAGGCGCUUGAGUGGGCAACUUACUCGAGUGUAAGAAGUUGCCAGCCUGCCUGCCUGCAUGUACGUUGCUGUCCCACAGUCUAGACCCGGGCUUCUUUUGGCCAGUCUUUACCAUUUUUACCUUGUUUCUUCGUAGCAGACUUCUGUUAUUCGCAUGCGCAUC